AUGGCAGAAACACAAAACACUCAACAAGAUGAAGACAGUCCCCCUUAUCCGACAUUCAACGAACGCAAAAUCGAAGACAACAAGAGACCAUAUUUCUCAGCAGCUUUCAAACGUUUGAUAUGGCCGGUCAGAGGCGAGUUCCCAUCUGCCAUUUCGGUCAUGCCAGAACCUCACCGAAACAUUGGCACUCCGCAACCAUUAUUCAACCCAGAGACUGGAGAGUGGCAUGAAAUCACUUCGCAAUCGAUCACGGAUACAAAAGUCUCACACCUCGAAGCAUCUCUUGCGAACCUGGACUCUUGGGAGCGUAACUGGGAGCGGGUGCAUAUGGAACAUGCUGAUCCAGAGUACGACGAGUGCGAAUUUGUCACCUAUGGCGAUCUCGACAAUGACGAGCGUCCCUUCGCAGGAGAACCUGAGCGGGAGGAUGGCACGUGGAGUUGGGACGAGUCCUCGGACACCGAGAUCCUUGUCCACUGCUGCGGCGAAGAUCGUCCACUGGGUAAAGAAGGGCUUACACUCGAGGUGCGCCCAUCGUCUGAAAAUAAUUUCGUCACCGUCAAGGACUACGUUGGCGCCGUACACCCUUGGCUCAUGAGUAUGGAAGAUGACAUCCUUGCAGCAAUGCGCACAGCAGAGCCUGGAUAUCCGGAUUCCACUGAGUGGAGGCUGAGCAAUGCUUACUCUGAUGGCCCGAGGCAUCAAAUCAUCCUUCCCGAACUUUGGGAGUCGCAGAACCGGCCGAAUCAAAACACAUGGUGA
Molecule: messenger RNA, 762 nt
Organism: Aureobasidium uvarum
Lineage: Eukaryota; Fungi; Ascomycota; Dothideomycetes; Dothideales; Saccotheciaceae
Source: the annotation of a GenBank genome assembly